CACAAUCAUAGUCUUUUUAAUCUGUGUCCAUAACAUAACAACAAAUAUUCCUUCAUACUUUUAUGAAAUAAAUUCGUAAAUUAAGUUUACUACUCUCAGAGAUGAUAGUAUAGUACAAUAUUAAAUUGGUUAUUUCUUACGAUACAAGCAGAUUAGUGGUAAUUAAAAUAUAAAUUAUAAUAAUAAAUGUUUUGGUAUUAUGCAAGGCGGUUCUCUACUGAUCCUAAUGGUCAUAUGACAUCUUUACAAUUAUACAAAUUCUUACUACGCCAAUGUGAAAAGUUGCCCCCUGAUGCUUGUAAACAUUAUAAAUUUGCUAUAAAACAGAGUUAUAAACAGCAUAAAUUUGAACCAGAUGCAGAAAGAGUAAAGGAAAUCAUAUCAAAAAGUGUAGAGGAUGCAACCUGGAUUGUGAAAAAGUACACACAAAAAUAAUGGAAAUGUUGAGAAAGAUUUGUGUAAAUGCAGAAAAAAGGAAAUAUAGAUUUAUGCAUGACAAGCAAAUACUGUAAUUUAAAAAAUGAGCAUAUUUGGAGAGAGAAUUGAAGAUUAUGAAAUAUUAGAACAUCUAGGUAAAGGUGGAUUUGCACAUGUAUAUCGAGCAAGAUGUCGCAAAUCAGGCUUAUUUGUGGCUAUCAAAAUGAUAGACAAAGCUCUUAUGGCCAGUGCUGGCAUGAUAGGACGUGUACGGCAAGAGGUCACAAUACACUCUCGCCUUAAGCACCCUGCUAUAUUAGAAUUAUAUUCUUUUUUUGAAGAUGCACACUAUGUUUAUUUAGUUUUAGAAUUAGCACAUAAUGGAGAACUAGCUAAACAUUUUAAGUUGGGAACACGAGGUUUAUCUGAGAAGGCUGCUGCUGAUAUUUUUAAACAAGUUGUAAGUGGAGUAUUGUAUCUUCACUCUUAUAAUAUUAUUCAUAGAGAUCUUUCAUUGAAUAAUUUGCUAUUGACAAAAGAUCUUAAUGUAAAAAUUGCUGAUUUUGGAUUAGCUACACAAUUAAAUGGUCCUGAUGAGAAGCAUGUCACAAUGUGUGGUACACCAAACUAUAUAUCUCCUGAGGUUGCUGCUCGAGAAAUGCAUGGUUUACCUGCAGAUGUAUGGGGAUUAGGUUGUAUGUUGUAUACACUUUUAGUUGGUAGCCCACCUUUUCAUACUCAACAUGUAAAAACUACACUUAAUAAAGUUAUUAAUGCUGAUUACAAUAUACCUUCAGAAUUGUCUCCCCAUGCUCAAGAUUUAUUACUGAAACUUCUAUGCAAGGACCCUACCAUGCGAAUAACUCUGAAGGAGAUAAUGGAACAUCCUUUCUUAAAUAAUAACAUUAAUAUUUCGAAUGCAACCAAACAUGAUUUAUCAAGAGAUUCAGGAUUUCUGACUACAUUACACAGUACUCAACACAGUGGCAAAUUAAGAAGUGAUGACAGAAAUGCUUCUGAUUAUGGUGUCAUCUGUAGGGAACAAAAUAUGGGUAACUUUAUUAAUAAGGAAAUUAGACCAGCAUCUUUUAAUAUAUUUACUGGGAUGCAAGAUUGUCAUUCUUCUCAUAGUAAUAUUCAUGCGACAGGAGACUUGUUUGAUAGAAAUUCAAGUCAAUUAAAAAAUAUACCUUUACAAAAAUUUGAUAGUGCAUGCAGUAGUGGUAUUGCACUAUUAGAAAAUAUAAAGCAUUUACAUAUUAAAAGCAGCAAAUCUGUUAAUACUGACAGUAUUAAUAUGGUUGGAGAAAACAAAGAAAAUACUGCUAAAUCAUGCAAUGUAAAUACUAAUAUGUUAGGUGUUCCACCGCUCUGUGCAGAAAGAUUACCCAUUAUUUCACAUAGAACUAGAAAUGCUGUAUUGAAAAUAGAAGCAUCUGGUGUCAUAGUGGAAUUCAUUAAAAGAAAAGGUAAAGAUAGAGAAGAAAAGAUAGUGGAAAUAUGCAAAAUAUCCAAAGAUGGCAUGAAGAUAAUAAUUUACACUGUUGAUAAUUGUAAGGGAAACAAUACAGAUCAUGAUCCUGGUCCUGAUGAAGUAUUUUCAUAUCACAAUUUACCACAAAAACAUUGGAAAAAAUACUUAUAUGCAUCUCGUUUUGUUGAUCUUGUUAAAGCUAAAACACCUAAAAUUACACUUUAUUCAAGUCUAGCUAAAUGUCAGCUCAUGGAAAAUAAUACCGAUCUAGAUAUGUUUUUUUAUAGUGGAGAAAAAGUAACAUACACAUCUGUAGAUGGAAUGAAAAUUAUUGAUAAGAACUUGAAAACAUAUAAUAAUCCCAGUUCUACUUCUGACUUAAAAUAUUUGGUAGAACACUAUGAGGAAUGUUCCAAUCGUAUUAAACGAAUACAAAUGGCGUUAUCUUGUAUUCCAGAUGAAUGUUUCCCUUUGAUUAUAGGAAAAAGGCCAAUGACAUCUAUUAGCAAUACAGCUUUACCUAAUCACGGAUCAGUAAACUUAAAUUACAACACUCCUAUUCUAAAUGUUGGGUCAUUUCAUCGUACCACAACAAGUUCAAGUCAAACUCCAAGUGAAUACAACACUACUUAAUUAUAUCUUUAUGUUUGUAUUAUUGACAAUAGCCAUUUGACAAAUUCAUUCUAGGAAUGCAUCUAAUUAUCUUUUUAAAUGAAUGUAAUAGAUAUAUGCAAAUACUAAUGUAUUAAUAGUAUGUUUUCUUGUAGAAAUCUCAUGAAAAUGUGGUGCUGGUGUAUAAGACGAAUUAAAAAAAGGCACGAAAAAAUAAUAUUUAUGUACUAUUUAGUUUUUAAUAUAUUAAUAUAAUAUAAACAUGAUCUAUAUUUACGCCAAUGGGGUCAUGAAAUUAAUUGUUGUUUGAACAUUCUUUUUCCAAAAAAUUAAAAAAAAUUGAUUUUCUUUUAUAAAUAAGUAUUGAGCGCUGCAGAACUGAGUAUCGAUGCAUCUUUAAUUUGUAUUGAAGGUUUACAUUAAAAAAAAAAGGAAUAUUUAUAAAAUAAUUGAAAAAUAGUCAGUUUUAAUAAAACUCAGUAAAAAGUAACUAAAUUUUAUCAAAAUUAUUAUAGAAACAAUCUAAAUGAACUCGUAACAUUUAACCAGCUUUUUAUUUGUAUAGUAGACAUCAACUGCUGAUAUCCAAUUAAGUUAGUACCCAACUAACAAACUAAAAAAUUUAUGUUUUCAAAUUUUCAUUACAUUUUAUUAAAAUGCCUAUACUACUACCUACUUCUGCAUGAGUAGUUCAAUUUAUAACGACUUUACAAUAAACUGUAUGUUACCUACACAUUUAAAAUAUCCAAUGGACAAUUAUAUAUUUAUAAUUA
Galleria mellonella (greater wax moth) is the source of this 3276-nucleotide messenger RNA. It is a transcript of the gene SAK, whose product is annotated as serine/threonine-protein kinase PLK4. The transcript is spliced from 3 exons. The record is from RefSeq and is a predicted model, not a curated record. Gene Ontology annotation, molecular function: ATP binding; protein kinase activity. Bases 521 to 2524 code for a protein of 667 amino acids. Gene Ontology annotation, biological process: protein phosphorylation. Lineage: Eukaryota; Metazoa; Arthropoda; Insecta; Lepidoptera; Pyralidae.